Molecule: messenger RNA, 7506 nt
Organism: Dunckerocampus dactyliophorus (ringed pipefish)
Lineage: Eukaryota; Metazoa; Chordata; Actinopteri; Syngnathiformes; Syngnathidae
Gene: arl2
Product: ADP-ribosylation factor-like 2
Exons: 5
Coding region: 189-743 (184 amino acids)
Biological process (GO): protein folding
Cellular component (GO): cytoplasm; microtubule cytoskeleton
Molecular function (GO): GTPase activity; GTP binding
Source: RefSeq, a predicted model, not a curated record
AAUCAACGUUCGCCAUGUGAAGAUUGGACCAAUAAACCGCGUGUAUGGGGCGGGACUAAUAGAGCGAGCUACUUCCUUGCCGACUACGUUCGCAUGAGAGACGCUUUUAACAGCACAAAGCAACCUCAAGAAUAAUUGCUGUUUUUUUUUUAGUCUAAUCAGGCGAAACUGAGCUGGCCACAGUCGCGAUGGGCUUGCUGACUAUUCUGAAGAAGAUGAAGCAGAAAGAGCGGGAGAUGCGACUACUGAUAUUGGGUUUGGACAACGCGGGGAAAACCACCGUGGUGAAAAGGUUGAACGGCGAGGACGUCAGCACCAUCCCUCCAACACUCGGCUUCAGGAUCAUAACGUUGGAGCACAGAGAUUACAAGUUGAACAUUUGGGACGUUGGUGGUCAAAAGUCACUGCGCUCCUACUGGAGGAACUACUUUGAAAGCACAGAUGGCCUGGUGUGGGUGGUGGACAGUGCAGACAGACAACGCAUGGAAGACUGCAAGCAGGAGCUCCACAAACUGCUGCUGGAGGAGAGAUUACUUGGUGCUACAUUGUUGGUGUUUGCCAACAAGCAGGACUUACCUGGUGCUUUGUCUAAAGAGGCAAUACAAGAGGCUUUAGCCCUGAACGACAUUAAAAAUCACCACUGGUGCAUCAUUGGCUGCAGUGCAGUGACAGGACAGAACCUUUUGCUAGGAGUGGACUGGCUGUUAGAAGACAUUGCUGCAAGGAUCUUUACAGUAGACUGAAAUAAAGAGUCAUGCAUACAACUAGAGCGUUUUUUUUUUUUGCAGUUAUUGCCAUGUGUUGAAUUGUACAUUCAAUACGAAGACCAUCUUACCCUGACCAGUAUUGGUGUUUAGUUUAUGUUAAGUAUCAGAUCUCACACACAAGGCUUAUUACAUUUUUAUUUAUCAGCAAGUACAAAAAAAUUUUACAAAUUUUCCAUAAAGCACAUGUUGGCCACAGUCAGGAAGAUCUGUGUUCAAAUCUCCACUUGGUCAUCUGUGGUGGAUUUUCUCUAGGUACUCAGAUUCCCACCCACAGUCCAAAAACAUACAUGCAAGUUUAAAAAUCAGCCACUAAAAAUUGUCCAGGAGGUAUGAAUGUGAGCGUGAAUAGUUGCCCCACGAUUGGCUCGUCCAGUGUGUACCUCGCCUCUCACAAAGUCAGCUGGGAUAGGCUCCAGCCUACCCCAGCCACUAAUAAGCAGCAUUGAAAAUGGACAGAUGGAAAUCUUCAAUGAUGUCAACUGCAGACGGGAGGACAGAAUGACAUCAGUAAAUGAAAUUCAUCUUUCAACAGUUGUAAUGUUUACAUCUGAGAUCAGAGGAGACCAAUCAGUCAUGAAUUUAAAAAUCAGACUGGGGCGGUAACAAAAGCUCAUCACUUGUUUACCACAGCAACUGGCUAAUUCAUGGUAGCACAUCUACCUACCAAACAUGGCCGUGAUGACUGGAGCAGUGAGUCAUGGACAUCCUAACAGAUUAAAACAAGAGCAUCAUUAAGUGCAAUUCCUGGCAAAAAAAAAAAAACCUGCUACAAGUAAAAUUAGGAUGUGAUCAGAACUAGUCAUCAGUCAUUAGCCAGCAUACUCUCUCCACAGAACACCAGCAGGUCACCUUACACCUGUGUACAGGGUUCUCAGUGCCAUAACUGGGUCAACCGGAAAGACCAACUGGUGGGGUUGGACGACUGCAAGUGGUCUCUCAUCAUUUCCACUAUAACCACAGAAACUUGAGUGCUGGCGUCCACAUACCUGUAGUGUACAAGCUGGUCACUCUUCGUAAAUAUGCAACAAGCAUCAGCCUAAAAAGUGAGAAGCAUUUAAGCGAUUAUUGCCUUAUUUGUUGUAUUGAUCUGGAUCAGGUGGGUACCAAUCAGUCAUGAAUGUUCAGACUGGGGCGGUAAAAAGGAAGUCAUCACUUCCACAAAUGAUCAAAAGUAACUCAAGUGAAACUUGCCUCCAGUUGCAGCUCAAACCUGCGUUGUCAUGGCUGCCAACCUGCAAAAAGCAGCUCAUUAGAAGGCAUUCCUGUUGUGGGUUACACUCCAGUUUCCUUUCAGACUGUUGGAAACCCCAACGAAUUGUCCCCUUCUUGCCCUGGCAAGACCAGUGGGUUCACCUUUGCAGGUCUGGCAUUGACAAGGCGUAAGACAUGUGGGUAGGUCAUCACCAAGGAAACUGCUUUAACAGUUGAGUAGGCUAUACGCACCUGCAGAGGUUCCAGGAUAGAUUGCUUUCUAAAAACUUUAGCACAUCUGUUGAAAAACAAAAAAUACCAUUGGAUUUCUUGCCCAAUUUUGUGUUUUACAUCUAAUCAGGCAGGGCUGGUGUCAGAAUUCCAUUUCUCAUCAAGAGUUCAGACGAACGAGAUUCCAAAGUUCUCUCAUCAUCAUCAGCUGUGAUUGUGUGCACUUUUCCUUUGAAUUCAAGUCACCUUCAGUUUGCAGGAACCACCGCUGCCUCAGGAUCUGGUGGAAUACAAAAUAUUAGCUUCUAUUUUAUUGUGAACCACACACACAAAAAAUUGUAAGCAUCAAUGUGCUCUGUUGUUCAUAUGGUUUCAUCGUUUGUCAAAGUGAGCUGUUGAAUCAUCAUUGCACUGCACAGACAAGGGGGAAGGGGCGGGGGGGCUGGGUAAUAACCUUACCAUAAAGCUUUGGUGGGCAACGUUCGAGCAGUGCUUUCAAGUCCCUGCAGGAGAAAUAAAUGGUCAUUUAAAAACCCGCAACAAAAACAUUUAAAAUGCACAACUUGGCAGACUUGCUGAUCAGGGCUUUGGUGACAAAACUGCCAUAUGACAUUAGUCGUCCAGCUGUUUGACUUAAAUCCAUUUCAUCCUUUCAAACCAAGUAGACCAUUACCAAUAAGCAAUAACACUUACAUCUCUAUCCAUGUGCCAUCAGCAGCCAAUAGUAGGCUCAAUUUACAGCUGGGGGGGAGAAGGAAUAAAAGAAAAGAAAAAAAAAAGGUUAAUUCUAUUGCAGUCACUCCCCCUACAAAUGUCACGCUGCAGGGCAACAAUAUCAGAUUCAAAAUUGACAUCAGUGACUUCAGGCAUAUGCUUGUCAUUAUGGAAAAAAUCAUCAUACUUAACCACAGAAAAAUUGUGUCAUGUUUUAGCAGUCAUUCAGACCUUUUAGAGCCAUUUGAAGAUGGUGCUGUCCAACCUUAGUUCUUGGGGUGUUCUCAAUCUACAGAAGACUGCCAUCUAGAAAAGGGGACAAGGCAGUUAUAUCUACUUCAAAAACCAAUUAAAAAAAAAAAAAAAAAAAAAAAAAAAAGUGCUCUGCAGUGCAACCAAAACCAGAGACUGUUUCACUAGCUUCAGGCAUAUGCUUGUCAUUAUAGGCAAUCAUACACACCUCUUAAUGUGGAGGAUGAGACAAGGAUUGAGUCCAAGCUUCUAUGAAGUACCAUCUGCAGAAAUGACAGAUCAUUUAAAAAAAAAUAAAAAGAUAAAACAAGCUCCCAGAACCCAGAGGUGCACCUCAGAAUCUGGUAAAGGAGUCUCUUCAAAAGGCCAAUUCAGUAAGAGAGAGUUCUGAAAUCAUCACAGUAGCACCAAGCUCACAUUUAAAAGGCCCUGUCCACGCACACAUUUGACCAGACUGUUACUUUAAGUCUUGCACUUAAGAUGCAAAUCAGGCCUUUCAUUUUUAUUUUUGUUUUUAAGUUCCUCCCAGACUGCCCAAUUGUGCUUUUCAGCAUCUCCAUGUUGGCAGCAAAUAUGCCACUUUGGUGAAAGAUAACCCCAGGAGUCAACUUCCCUAUAAAUUUGACCCGCAAUGCAACGCAAACUACAUUCUUCACUUGCAAAUCAGGAAGAUCAAGUCUUAGAAAGCAAAAAGAAUGUCAAGAAUCAUCUCGGGAUUACAAAUUAUACCCUAGAUUCCAAAGUGGGGUAUGCCAAUUGUAAUAAAGGGGUACGUGAAUUAUUUUAUUUUUUAAAAAGCAAGUGCGCCUGAACACCUCACGAUGCAAGGACAAGGGAGCAGAAAGGAGACAGCACGAAGUUGCUCAUUGCUCUGUGCGCAUGAUGAAGUAAGGUUGAUUGUUAAAAUGUCUGAAGUGGUACGCGACUAAAGUUUGGGAUCCACUGAAUUAUGAUUAAAUUACAUUUGUUGUAGACAAUCUUGCAUUAUAAAAAGAAGCCACGUCUAUGAAAGUGGCACUUAGUUCUCUCAAAAUGUGUAAAACAUAUCCCCAAGCAUGCUGCAAGAUGGGGUCCCUAAAUAUCAAGCCAUGGGAAACUUCACAAGUUUAUAUAAAAAGGGAUAUCAUUAACAAGUACUGGCCAAUACUUUAAAAUAAGUCAGUUUUUGCAUGUUUAACAAGUGGCAACUUGUUGCACUUUGAUGGCCCUUGAACGCAUCAAUGCUGCACAGAUAUACUGGGGAAAACUCGUGCAUGUACUGGUUUGAUGGUGGGUCUAUUCAUUUCUGCUUUUAAAAUUUGAUUUUGGUCCAGUCUUAGUUUUUUUUUUUUUUUUAAAGCACAAUAAUUAGAUCGUUGUAAUGUAUGCAUGUUUUGCGGAGGUGUUGAAAAUCUUUCCUGUGACUAGCUAGCGCCCCGCUAAUGCUAUUUAGAGCCACUCUCAUCUUCAGUCAUGCAAGACAAUGGUUUCUCCGCCAGCCAAGGCUCUUUGCAUUGUUUUGAGACGGACUGGUUGCUAGUCUUGCAAUACUCUGUGCAUGUCUUCUACAAUUAAGAAUUUAUUGUAGAUGCUGCCGCCACACUUUCGCUAGUAACCCUCAAGUUCGUUAGUCAUCUAUGGAACGGAGAUGGCACAUAACAAAAGAUGACAGAACAAAAGCUGUCCCAAAAAGAUACACUGGCCAGUUCUAAAAAUGAAAUACCACCCUUUGAAAGGUUCCAGACAAUCUAAUUGACAGACAAUUGCUGCACUCACUAUACCUCUUUGAAAAAUUACAGAAUAUUGUUGACACAUUGCACAGUAAAUCUCACAUUUUGUUCAGCUCUUUUAUACUAACUCAGUUACUCUUGCAUAACACACGGGUGUGGUAGCAUACACAGCGCUACAUACUGGCUGGCGUAUGUACUACAUCGCCUUUAGUUGAGUUUGUGAGAACAUUUUCCUGAUAUAAUCCUGUGUGGACAGAAGUUAGAAAAUUCCCUAAUAUACGUUUGUGGACAGGGCCGAAGGCUGAAUGUAAAUAACUUGAACAUACCUGAUGCUCAAGUGAAACCCGACCAUCCACCUAUAAUCAUAAGUUUCCUCAUUAAAAGGCAGUUUAAGAUGAGCACAUUUUCAUUGCUGCUACGGGGUCAUGCUACUCAGAUUAAAUACAACUGUCAUCUAACGUGAGUCAGUGAGAGAGUUCAAAGUUCACAUCACUGCAGCAUACCUUCAAAAAAGGCACACGAGUUACAUCAAACCAAAAAGAUCUUAUAAACAUAUACCUUGACUUAAGAAGCGUCUCCAUCAUUCUGCACCUGAAAAGACGAAGACAACGUGGGGGGAUGUUAGUUUUUGCCACGUGACUGCUACGAUACUAGCUCUGCUCCUAAAAGUAGCAUUUCUUUCAAAUCGAUACGCGUCUCACAUCAGAAUAAUAAUAAAGUCCAAUCACAGUCAUUCAGUACAGGUCUGUGAAAAGAGUCAUCAUCAUUGAGAGACGCCGCUAGCUGCACCAUGCGGUAAGACACGAAGCUGAGCUAGCAUAGCAUUGCUAGGCCGCGUCGAUUACAACAAAGAAAUACAACAAAUACUGGAAAUACAAACUAAAAUAUCAAGUUAAUAGCCGGACAACUAAAAACAACAGCCAUUGCGACAAAUUAACGGUAGUUAACGGUCUGAUGGCAACGGAUGGCGGCCCAUACUGCACCCAAAUAACCCCUGCACUAACUGCUACUUCUCGAAAGGAAGCAUCACGAACAAUAUCUGAGGGUGUCGACAAGACAACGCCACAUCAAAAAUAUCAGAUGCAAAACACGUUUGGUGAGAUCAAAACAAUUAAGUUGACUAAAAGCCAAAACGACUUGCGCAAGAAAUUACCUGAGGUAGCCAAGAGGAGGAGGAAGUGGAAGGAAGAAAGGCUUUAUGCGCCAUUUAUAACCACACUGAGACUCCUCCCACACUCCCGAACGUUCCCGAAACCCCGAAACCAAAAUGCAUAUUAGCAGGGUUUAGUUUUUAAAAGCUGCAGUCAAAUAAGUCUUUAUUUAAUUGCUUAUAUCAAAUUGUGAUCACUUACGGAUAAAUACCAACAUAUUUGUCGUACCGGUUGCAUUUCUUCAUCGUGUCAUUUGGUCAAUAGCUGUGCUGCCACCUGUCGAAUGGGAAGGGAAAUUACAGUGGCUUCAAAGACGAAAUCAUUUGCCUAUUUAAAAAUAUUGGACUUUUAAUUAAACGACUUCAUUCAAUAUAUUUGUCUUUGUUUCUGAAGUUUUAACAUAAUAUUGGUUAUUGAAACAAACUUGUCAUCCUUGAAUAUCCAGGGAUAUUCAGCUGGUAUAGUGUGCCAGCCAAAUGCAGCCCGAGAAUGACAGAGGAACGCCCCACGACUUCAGUUCAAAGUUCAGUGAGUUCAGUGUAAUACCCUUUGGAGCAAAUUCCUAAAAACAAGCAGAGCAGUCCUGUCAUAAAGAGCAGCAAUUCUCUGGUGGUUCGGGACGCAAAAAUUUGUCACGGCUCCAUUCUCGGUGGGUCUCAGACAGCUAGUGAAGAAUUACAUGUAAAUAUGUAAUACCCAACUGAUGGCUGACUUAAACCCAGGCUGAGAUCAUAUGAGAACCCUUGAUGUAGAGCAUCUUUGACCAGCACAAACAUAUUGCCUUCUUUUUUAUUUCCAUGUUUGAACAUUCAGCAGAACAUCAAGAGAAGCGUGUUUUACAAUACAGUUGCUGUGGUUUUAUAUACAAAUACAUACUUUGGAUGUGUUUGUGUGCCUCCCCUGCACUCAGCCAAUUAGCGAUUAGCUUUAUCUAGCAUUAGCAAUAAUUGUUACUCAAAGUCAUGUCAAAACAACUAGUCCACCCAUCAGUCAUUGCUUUUUAAUGGUAACACGUCAACAAUUUUUAGUGUUUUCAUAGCGUUAAACCCAAGAAAGCUCUAAAUAGUGGACCUAAUGUAGGAAGAUGAAGCAGGAAAAUGAAUGGAGAUAUUACACAGAGUAAAUAAUAAGCAUUUCAGAAGCCUCACACUUCCAAAACAACUGUGACAGGGAAGUAAACAUCAUUCCAGAGGGAAUACUGCAUCCCAAUUAUUCAGUCCAAACUGUCUGAGCUUCUACUGAAACUCAGCCAACACCAAAUUGUGCUGAUGUUUCUUUUUGGAUGAUGGCGAUGAAGACAAGUUGACAGGUGUGAGGGUGAUGCUGUAGAUGUUGGCCACGAACGCCUCCCAGCCUCGGCGAAAAGCUCCGUCCAGAGCCUAAAGGAAUUAAAACGUUAAAAACUAGAAUGUAGUUAAGAAAUAAUCUCCAUCACAGUGACUGACUGGUGAGUGGAAUGUUUAAGAUGUGGGCUUAGUAGGCGAGUCAACG